GCCUGUUUAACCUGGGUGGUGUCCCAGAACCAGGAGCAGUGGGAAGAGAUUCAGAGAUGGGCAGCCCCAAGCUUACUUCUAGACCUUGAAAACCUACACCUUGCUGUGCCUGCUCUUCUACCAUCCCCUCAAAAUACUACCAAACACACACACCCCACUCUACCUCCAGUCAGCGUUGCAACUAAAGGCUUGAUCCUAGAAGUCCAGGACCCAAGAGAAGAAAGAAGCCAAGGAACACAGAACAUUCUCAGCACAGAGAUGGCUGGCGGAGCCCAGGGGCGACUGGCCUAUUACUUGGAGCUGCUGAAGAGAGAGGAGCUGAAGGAAUUCCAGCUCCGGCUGCCCUGCAAAACUGGGGGCUCUUCCAGUGCAACACCAGCUCAGUCAGAGAAGGCAAGUGGCAUGGAGGUGGCCUCAUGUCUGGUGGCUGAGUAUGGAGAAGAACGGGCCUGGAACUUGGCCUUGCACACCUGGGAGCAGAUGGGCCUGAAGCUUCUGUGCCCCCAGGCCCAGAGAGAAGUGGCCUCGACAUCGGCCCACUCUCCUUCAGUGCUCUACUCCCCGAGUACACCCAACCUGGAGUCUCCCAGCAGGCCCACUUCCACAGACGUGCUGAACUCCUUGGGCUCUGGGUCCCUAGAGCACCCUGAAGACUCAAAUAGAAGGCUUGUGAGAUGGCUUCCAGACACCUCUGGACCCAGCCUGAAAGACUGGCCACCUCUUCCCAGUGCAGAAAGGCUUGAGAAAGAGUUUCUGUGCACCGUGAACCCGGGAUAUAAGAACUUCACGUCUUUCCCAGAAAGAUACCAGGACCAGAUGGAAGAGAAGUUCUGCCCUGUACUGCCCUGGAAAAGUAAAUAUUUGAAUGAAAAAUUCACACAGAUGCUACUUCUACACAGGCCUCACCCUAGGUACCACAAGCCGUUGGUCAGGGGAAGCUGGCAUCACAGUAUGGCAAAGAGGCAAGGACAUUUGAUUGAGAUCACAGACUUAUUUGGCUCAGGCCUGGGUACCCAGAAAGGACCACAUAUAGUCAUACUGCAGGGGACUGCUGGGAUUGGGAAGUCAACUCUGGCCAGCCAAGUGAGGGGAGCCUGGGAGGAAGGCCAGCUGUAUAGGGACCGCUUCCAGCACAUCUUCUACUUCAGCUGCAGAGAGCUGGCCCAAUCCAAGAUGAUGAGCCUCAUUGAUCUCCUAAGAAAAGAAACAGGUGUCCAUCCAGUUACCAUUGAACAGAUUCUGUCUCAGCCAGGUCAACUGCUCCUCAUCUUUGAUGGUUUGGAUGAGCCAAAAUGGGUCUUGGAAGAGCAGAGUCCUGACCUCUGUCUGCCCUGGAGCCAACCACAGCCAGUGCAGGCACUGCUGGGCAGUCUGCUAAGGAGAACCAUCCUUCCCGAGGUUUCCUUGCUAAUCACAGUCCGGACCACAGUUCUACAGAAAUUCAGUCUUUCUUUGAAGCGGCCACGUUGGGUGGAGGUCCUAGGAUUCUCUGAGUCAAGCAGGAAGGAUUAUUUCUACAAGUAUUUCACAGAUGAGAGCCAAGCCAUCAGAGCCUUGAGCUUGGUUGAAUCAAACCCAGCACUCUUGACCCUGUGCCUCACGCCCUUGGUGUCCUGGAUGGUUUGCACUUGCCUGAAGGAGCAGAUGGAGCGGGGGGAAGAGCCCACAGUGACCUCCCAGACCACCACAGCUCUCUUUCUGCACUACAUUUCCCAGGCUCUGUCAGCUCAAUCCCUGGGAACCCAACUGAGGGGCAUCUGCUCUCUGGCUACUGAGGGCAUCCUCCAAGGAAAGACCCUGUUCAGUUCAGGAGAUUUCCGGAAGCAUGGGUUAGAUGAGGUCAUUGUCUUCACUUUUUUGAAGAUGGGUGUUCUUCAAACUAACACUCUCUCUCUGAGCUACAGCUUCACUCACCUUUUCCAGGAGUUCUUUGCAGCAAUGUCCUGUGCCUUGGGGGAUAAAAAGAAGAGAAGCAAACAGCCUAACAACAUCAGUAUAAAGAAGUUUCUAAAAGUAUGCAGAAUGCAUGACUGGUUUGGAGCACCAACCAUGCGCUUCCUAUUUGGCCUUUUAAGUGAACAGGGCAUGAGAGAGAUGGAGAACAUUUUCCACUGCCAGCUAUCUCAAAAGAGGAAGUGGGAGCUACUGCGAUGGGCCCAGGAAGAGGCCAAGGUCCAGCACCCCUUCCUCCAGCUCAUGCGGUUCCAAGUCACAGAUGCCUGUUGGCAGAUUCUCUUCUCCAAUCUUGGGGACACCAGGAGCCUGAAGGAACUGGACCUAAGUGGAAACUUGCUGAGCUACUUUGCUGUGAAGACUCUUUGUGAGAUGCUGAGAUGCCCUUGCUGCCACCUGGAGACCUUGAGGUUGGCUGGCUGUGGCCUCACAGCUGAGUGCUGCAAAGACCUUGCCUUUGGGCUGAAUACCAGCCAGACCCUGACUGAGCUGGAGGUGAGCUUCAACAUGCUAACAGAUGCCGGAGCCAAGCACCUUUGCCACGGAUUGAGACAGCCGAGCUGCAAGCUACAGAGAAUACAGCUGGUCAGCUGUGGCCUCACGUCCAGCUGCUGCCAGAACCUAGCUACUGUGCUCAGUGCCAACCCCAACCUGACUGAGAUGGACCUGCUUCACAACUGCCUGGGUGACCUCGGUGUGGGGCUGCUCAGUGAGGGGCUGAAACAUCCUGCCUGCCAACUCACACUCCUAUGGCUGGACCAGACCCAUCUGAGCGACGAGGUGAGGGAGUCGCUGAGGACACUGGAGGAGGAGAAGCCUCAGCUACGCAUCCCCAGCAGACGGCAGCCAAGUGUGAUGAUCCCUACUGAGGGCCCGGAUGAAGGAGAGAGCAGUCAUAGCACGACCUCGCUGAAGCGGCCGAGAACAGACUCAGAGGGAAGUUCCCCACAAGCAGCACAGGAACCCUUCCGUCUGUCUUCACCUGCCUCUCCAAGGGACCUGCACAUGGAGCCUCUCGGGACCGAAGAAGACUUCUGGGGCCCCACAGGGCCUGUGACUACUGAGGUAGUUGACAAAGAGCAGAGCCUGCACCGAGUUCACUUUCCCAUGGCUGGCUUCUACUAUUGGCCUAACACAGGUCUCCGCUUUAUGGUAAAAGGGGCAGUGACCAUUGAGAUUACAUUCUGUGCCUGGAACCAAUUCCUGGAGACUGUCCCACAACACAGCUGGAUGGUUGCAGGGCCUCUGUUUGACAUCAAGGCUGAGCCUGGAGCCGUGGCAGCUGUGUACCUCCCUCACUUUGUGGCCCUCCAAGGAGAGCAGGUGAACAGCUCCCUGCUCCAAGUGGCCCACUUUAAAGAGGAGGGGAUGCUCCUGGAGAAGCCAUCAAGAGUGGAACCAUAUUACACAGUCCUGGAAAAUCCCAGCUUCUCCCCCAUGGGAGUUCUACUGAGAAUGAUCCACAUUGCCCUGCCCUUUAUUCCCAUCACCUCUACCGUGUUGGUCUACUAUCGCCUCAAUGCUGAGGAAGUCAUCUUCCACCUCUACCUGAUCCCCAGUGACUGCUCCAUUCAGAAGGCCAUAGAUGAUGAAGAAAAGAAGUUCCAGUUUGUGCAAAUCCGCAAGCCACCCCCGCUGACCCCACUUUAUGUGGGCUCCCGCUACACCGUGUCUAGUUCAAUGCAGCUGGAAAUCAUCCCAGAG
Messenger RNA from Tupaia belangeri chinensis (Chinese tree shrew), 3657 nucleotides. RefSeq names its product NACHT, LRR and PYD domains-containing protein 1. Gene Ontology annotation, biological process: regulation of inflammatory response. Lineage: Eukaryota; Metazoa; Chordata; Mammalia; Scandentia; Tupaiidae. Gene Ontology annotation, molecular function: protein binding. The annotation marks the transcript as partial. The record is from RefSeq and is a predicted model, not a curated record. Gene Ontology annotation, cellular component: cytoplasm. The transcript is spliced from 14 exons.